Molecule: messenger RNA, 1250 nt
Organism: Ochotona curzoniae (black-lipped pika)
Lineage: Eukaryota; Metazoa; Chordata; Mammalia; Lagomorpha; Ochotonidae
Gene: B3GALT4
Product: beta-1,3-galactosyltransferase 4
Exons: 2
Coding region: 11-1237 (408 amino acids)
Cellular component (GO): membrane
Molecular function (GO): N-acetyl-beta-D-glucosaminide beta-(1,3)-galactosyltransferase activity
Source: RefSeq, a predicted model, not a curated record
GGCGUCGGUGAUGCGGGCGCGCGCCGGCGUGAGGGGCGGGCAGCCAUGGCGCCGAGCCUGGCACUGGCCGGGCCGCGAGAACCCGUCUGACCCGCACACCAUGCCCUUCGGCUUCCGGCGCCUCCUCCUGGCCGCCCUGCUGCUGCUGAUUGUCUGGAGCCUCUUCGGGCCCUCGGGAUUCGGGGAGGAGCUGCUGAGCCUCUCCCUCGCGUCCCUGCUGCCCGCCCCUGCCUCGCCGGGGCCGCCCCUGCUCCUGCCCCGCCUCCUCAUCCCCAACCGGGAAGCUUGCAGGGGUCCCGGGGCGCCUCCAUUCCUGCUAAUCCUGGUGUGCACCGCACCGGAGAAUCUCAACCAGAGAAAUGCGAUACGCGCCUCGUGGGGCGGCGUGCGUGAGGCCCGAGGGCUCAGGGUGCGGACGCUCUUCCUACUGGGGGAGCCCGGCUGGCCGCAGCCUGCCUGGGGCUCCCAUGGGCACGACCUGGCAUGGGAGUCGGCCACUCAGGGGGACAUCCUGCAGGCAGCCUUCCGGGACUCCUACCGAAACCUCACUCUCAAGACCAUCAGCGGGCUUAACUGGGCCCACAAACACUGCUCCAUGGCUCGCUACAUCCUCAAAACUGAUGAUGAUGUCUACGUUAAUGUCCCUGAACUGGUCUCGGAGCUGGUCCAGCGAGGAGGCCGAUGGGACAGGAGCAUUCAGGCCCAGGGACUGGCGGCCCAUGGAGAGAAAAAGCGGGAGGGCAGCCCGGCUUUGGGCGCCCAGGCAGUACCUCUCCUGUACCUAGGCCGCGUGCACUGGAGAGUGAGCCCCUCGCGGCUGCCAGGGGGCCGCCAUCACGUGUCUGAGGAGCAGUGGCCUCAGGCCUUGGGCCCCUUCCCGCCCUAUGCCUCUGGCACAGGCUACGUGCUGUCUGCUUCUGCCGUGCAGCUCAUUCUGAAGGUGGCCAGCCGGACGCCUCCUCUCCCUCUGGAGGACGUCUUUGUGGGUGUAAGUGCUCGCCGAGGUGGCCUCGCCCCAACCCACUGUGUCAGGCUGGCUGGUGCUACCCGCUACCCACUGGACCGCUGCUGCUAUGGGAAGUUUCUGCUGACGUCUCACAAGCUGGAUGCCUGGGAGCUGGAGCAAGCCUGGAAGCUGGUGGGAGGCUUGGAUGGGGAAAGGCUUGCACCCUUCUGCUCUUGGCUGGAGGGAAUCCUGGGUAUCGUGCGGUGUCGGGUCAUGGCCUGGCUUCAUUAGCUCAGGGGAGCUG